CUUACUUCAGCAAAGAGCGGAUGAUGAUCCUGCAUUCUUCUACAGGCUGAAAUUUGGGGAACAUAACAACAUUGUCAGCUACUUUUGGCGAGAUUCAAUGAUGUUGGAGGACUUCAAAGCAUAUGGAGAUGUUAUGAUAUUUGACACAACAUAUAGGACAAACAAAUAUGGACUGAUAUGUGCACCAUUUGUUGGCAUAAAUUGCCAUUGGAAAACAACAAUGUUUGCAUGUGCUUUCAUAACUAAUGAAAAGGAAGAGAGCUUUGAAUGGCUACUAGAAACAUUCAAGAGAGCAAUGUGCCAACAAGAGCCAAAGACAAUUUUCACUGAUCAAGAUAAGGCAAUGGGCAAUGCAAUUGAAAAGGUUUUCCCAAAUACAAGACAUAGGCUUUGCCUUUGGCAUAUAGAGAAGAACUUUGUAAGCCACUUCGGAUCCCUCAAGACCAAUGAAGACUUCAAGAACAUGUUCAAGAACUGUUUGAUGGGGUGUCAAAAUGAAUCAGGCUUUGAAGAAUUGUGGGCGAAAAUGAUGGAAUUGUAUGGACACGAGAAAAAGGAAUGGUUCGAGCAAGUAUAUGAUCAGAGACACAAGUGGUGCACCGCAUUAAAUAGGGAUAUGUUUUCAGCUGGAAUCUUAUCAUCACAAAGAAGUGAAGUCACAAAUAAGGCAAUAUCAUUCAAUGCAAAACAACAACAAACCUGUUUGAAUUCUAUCAUAUAUUUGAGCAAACAGUGAAAAGAUGGAGAAGCAAUGAAACUAGUGACAACUUCCGGAACAGAACUGAACGUCCCAAAGCCGUCAAAUCCAAAUCAAAGCUUCUGAAACAUGCAGCUGAUGUAUACACACUAGCACUGUAUAAUGACUUUGAAACAGAGUAUGAGUGGGCAAUGGCAUCAUUUUUACGAGCAUUUGCAACAGAAAACUCACAGCUGAAGUUGUUUGAAGUCUCACCAGAAGAAGA
Molecule: messenger RNA, 962 nt
Organism: Beta vulgaris subsp. vulgaris (sugar beet)
Lineage: Eukaryota; Viridiplantae; Streptophyta; Magnoliopsida; Caryophyllales; Amaranthaceae
Product: protein FAR1-RELATED SEQUENCE 5-like
Exons: 2
Coding region: 98-736 (212 amino acids)
Biological process (GO): regulation of DNA-templated transcription
Source: RefSeq, a predicted model, not a curated record